AUGAAGGAUAUUUUCGAACGAAGACCGGAGCUACUUAAUAGUACCGAUCAGCAUUUAGGCAUGACUGCUUUGCACUGGGCGAUUGAUUCCGGUUGCGAUAAAGUGAUACAAUUUUUGAUCUCAAAAGGAGUCGACGUCAAUGCAGUAGACCCAGAAGGCAAUACUCCGUUGCAUUUUGCGGCGUAUUGCCAUCGUCAAGCCGCAGCUGAGACUCUGAUAUCCAAAGGAGCCGAUCGAACGGUGCGUAACAGUGAUGGGCAGACAGCUGCAGAAGCAUGUGAUGAGCCAACGUUGCGGGCAAUUCUGAUGCCACCUUCAUUAUGA
Molecule: messenger RNA, 324 nt
Organism: Cooperia oncophora
Lineage: Eukaryota; Metazoa; Nematoda; Chromadorea; Rhabditida; Trichostrongylidae
Source: the annotation of a GenBank genome assembly